GAUGCUUCAGAACAACCAGCUACGACGGGUUCCAGGAGAAGCCCUUCAGAACCUCAGGAACCUCCAGUCUCUGGGUUGACGUGGCUCGUGGCGUUGGAUUAUUGCUCGCUUCGCUCUCUCUUCUCCUUCUUGUUCCUACUCUGGUGUUUCCAGGGUGGAAAGCUCUGAAUGGCUCUGGUACCGGAGCAGAUAAACCACAACAGUAUUAUUGUUGGCCUACAGGAGGCGCCAGCACAGCCGAGGCACGGGUCUACAGGGAAGCCCGGGGGAGGAACAGCAACGAGCCCCACAUCAAGAGACCCAUGAACGCCUUCAUGGUGUGGGCCAAAGAUGAGCGCCGCAAGAUCCUCCAAGCCUUCCCAGACAUGCACAACUCCAACAUCAGCAAGAUCCUGGGCUCUCGCUGGAAGUCUAUGACCAACCAGGAGAAACAGCCGUUCUAUGAGGAGCAGGCCCGUCUCAGUAAGAUCCACCUGGAGAAGUACCCCAACUACAAGUACAAGCCCCGGCCCAAGAGGACCUGCAUCAUCGACGGGAAGAAGCUCCGCAUCGGCGAGUACAAGCAGAUGAUGCGCUCGCGACGGCAAGAGAUGAGGCAGUUCUUCACUGUGGGGCAACAACCGCAAAUCCCCAUCAGCACCAGCGCCGGCGUGGUCUACCCUGGGGCCAUAACCAUGGCAACGACCACACCCUCCCCUCACAUGACGUCUGAGUGCUCCAGCGCCUCAGCAAGCCCGGAGCCGGCCAUUCCCGUCAUCCAGAGCACCUACAACAUGAAGAUAGAGCCCAGUGCCAUGUUAACCAACGACCCCAUCAUCAACGGAGAGGUAGAUGAGAUGGACAUGUACGAGGACUUUGACGAGGAGCCCAAAUCGGACUACAGCAGUGAGACUGAGACACUGGAGCCCAUCGUCAGCGCCAACUGAGGCCUCUCAACACCCGAGCCGAGACAUACACACAUUCAUACUGGAGAACCAUC
Salvelinus sp. IW2-2015 is the source of this 979-nucleotide messenger RNA. Lineage: Eukaryota; Metazoa; Chordata; Actinopteri; Salmoniformes; Salmonidae. The record is from RefSeq and is a predicted model, not a curated record.